AAUGUGCCGAUACUGCAUGUCAUGCAUCGUGGAUCAUGGAACAAAUCGGUUAUCAACUUGUUACCUAAGUGACUUGGUGAAUUGAAUCGCAUAGGUCGUUAUAUAUAUAUACUAGUGCAUGGUUCUGUAGUGCCUUGUAAUGUAUGGUGCUACUGCAAUGCAGUCAAGGCGCCUCUCUACUCUGACAUCAACCCUACGACCAGUUACUCCCGGCGACAUUGAAAGAUUCAUUCCUCUGACAAAAGCGCCACUGAGACGGGCUUGUCGCACUCUUAUCUUACGACGAACACUGCAUUUUAAUCUAGGACAAGUGAGAAAGUCGCUUUUUGACAAGCCAUCGCAAUUCGCAGGUGCAUUAUAUGGUCGAUUUAAUCACCUGGUCAUUCGUCAAGGCGCUGCAACGAUCGGCAACUUGACGAAAAAACUUGGAUCGUUGCCUGCUUCAGCACACACACUUCCAGAUAUCCAGACGCGUAUAGACGAAUUCUUCCAGCGUGCCGAUGAAUUCUAUCCGUCCGACAAGAUAAGGGAAUGGAGGAAAUCUGUGGAUAGCGUCAUCAGCACGGCUACGACACUCUACCAAGUCGUCAAAGAAGCUGCAGAACAACGCAGCAUUCCUCUCUACACCGUAUCAAAAGACCUCAGAGACACUUUCAGUGUCUCAUUCGAAGAGCAUAAAGAACAGUUUCCAUCACCUGACGAAGCUCCCGGUCAUGAGAAACGCAUGACCAUGAUCAACACGAUUCUUGACCGCGUCGAGGAGUGUUUCCUGCAGGUCGUCUGCAAGCUUGGAGUGAGCAGGGAGUCUCUCUCAAGUCUCACAGGUUCUCUCAAGUCUGGUCUUAAACAUAUUCUCGUGACCAUUGGGAACAUCGACGAGCAGCAUCCAAACCUCGUGCGGGCUAUCUCGCGCAUUGUCAUUAGCAUGCCAUUUGCUGAUGAUGACCUGGGGUUUCUUCUCGCGAUUCUUCAUAUAGUUGGCUUUAAAGCCUUGAGACCAAAGAAGGGUGGAUUUGCUGCAUGGUUGCGAGGGUGGUUAUUUGGCCCUGCCGUGCCAAAGAACAGCUAGUUCUUUUUGCUUCGGCGCCGCGUCCUGAUGGGAAGAGCACGGCUGGUGUGAGGUUCCGUAAAUGUUUAGUCUAUGACUGAAACCCUUGAGGCCUGUUACGUUUCUACAAAUUGCAUACGCGAGCAAUCACAGACACCAAAUGCCGCGCAUAACUUUUCGUCGAAAAUUCUGGUAUUAUUCAAACGGUCAAAAGUCAGUACAAGAAGGAGCGGCGGUGA
Molecule: messenger RNA, 1287 nt
Organism: Suillus bovinus
Lineage: Eukaryota; Fungi; Basidiomycota; Agaricomycetes; Boletales; Suillaceae
Exons: 5
Coding region: 140-1069 (309 amino acids)
Source: RefSeq, a predicted model, not a curated record